Mytilinidion resinicola is the source of this 470-nucleotide messenger RNA. RefSeq lists its product as uncharacterized. Lineage: Eukaryota; Fungi; Ascomycota; Dothideomycetes; Mytilinidiales; Mytilinidiaceae. The record is from RefSeq and is a predicted model, not a curated record. The coding region runs from base 53 to 292 and encodes 79 amino acids. The transcript has a single exon.
AUUGCGCUUCUCUUGCAAUCGCUGCGACCGUGUUCUGCCCUGCACUCCUCGAAUGCUCUCCCGAUCUGCUCCUACUCCUCUUCCACCGCCACGCUGUUCUAGGACCCGUGGACCCUUCAAGCCACUACGUCAUUCAGAGGCGACCCCGAUUUACCGCUGUGCCGCCUUGAAGACCGGCCGUGUUGGCCGUGGCUGCCACUUCUCAACAUCUCCAGCGCUCGCGAAUGUGGCGUAUGACUGCAGUUGCCGUCGCCCUCUCGAUCCUGCUUCCGUCUGGUUUGGUGCUGCUUGAUCUGGAGGGAGGAGCAGGGGGCUCGCGAUGAAGAAGAUCUCCCCGUCCUCGAGGCCACUGUCCACCCCCAACGACCCUCCUGCCCGCUCGCCCACCAGCCCCUCGCAUCCAUCGCCGAAUCGCCCAUCGCUGCUUCGCUGGCCUCGAACCAGUCCGCCCGACAACGCCGACCCUGGAG